Molecule: messenger RNA, 2578 nt
Organism: Trifolium pratense (red clover)
Lineage: Eukaryota; Viridiplantae; Streptophyta; Magnoliopsida; Fabales; Fabaceae
Product: long-chain-alcohol oxidase FAO4A-like
Exons: 3
Coding region: 97-2514 (805 amino acids)
Molecular function (GO): long-chain-alcohol oxidase activity; flavin adenine dinucleotide binding
Source: RefSeq, a predicted model, not a curated record
AUAUUCCAAAACAAGCCAUUAAUUCACUCAAACUUCAUACCAUUAUAAAUAGCUAGCUAUGGUUUUGGGAAAUGAUAAAGAGAAACAAAGUCAAGUAUGGAGAACAACAAUAUAGAGAGUAAUAGUAAUAACAGAAUGAAUGAAGCAAAAGUUCACACUGUUGUUGAGCUUGGUGGGCUUGAAACAAAGAGCACAGAGAGUCUUCUUUGUGAUGUUGAUGAUUUUGAAGAGAGUGAAAAACAACAACAGCAACAAAAACAAUUACCUCUUAAAAAUUCUCUAUCUCCUAGACAAAUGAAAUCCCUAGUUGCUCUUUGUGAUACUUUGUUACCUUCCAUCAUAGACAACAACGUUGUUGCUUCCUCUGAUGAAUAUGUCAACAACUUCUACCGUACUUCUGCUUCCAUGGCUGGCACACCUGAACGUGUUGCAAAUUUGGUGAGUGAGAAACUGAAUCACCCAAGUACGAAGUUAUUUACAUUGACAUUAUGGCUACUAUCAACAUGGUUUGGUACAUUGAUUCUGUGUGGUACAGCAUGUCUCUCAAAAAAAUCACCCUUCUUUCUUAGCUUUCCCGAGUUAUCUUCAGAGAAACGCCAAAAAAUAAUGCAAUCUUGGUCUGUUAGUUACUUUCGUCUCCAUAAAAUGUUAUUCAGAACUAUAAAGCUUCUCACACUCCUAGUGUUCUUUACUCAGCUAGAUGAAGAAGAAAACAACCCAUCAUGGAAGGCAAUUGGGUAUAGUGGACCUGAUCCAGAGUUCAAAGCGCGGCAGAAGAACAAAAUUUUACACAAAACAUCCAUAGAAGGAGGAGAAGAAGAUGAUGAAGAGGUUUUAGGACCUCUUUACAAAGGUCUUGUCCAUCUGAACUACCCGUGUGAUAUCAUUUCGGAUUCUCUAAGACGAUUCGGAUUCCAUGUAUCUGUGACUCCUCCGACAAAUAAUAAAGCUUCUACGAUAUCAUCUCCUUCUCUAGUUAUCCAAUGUGAUGCAGUAGUUGUUGGUUCUGGCUCAGGAGGUGGAGUGGUAGCAGGAGUUUUAGCAAAAAGUGGUUAUAAAGUGUUGGUAUUGGAGAAAGGACAGUAUUUUGCUAGGAAGAAUCUUUCCCUUCUUGAAGGACCAUCCCUGGAUCAAAUGUACCUAUCUAAUGGUUUGAUAGCAACAGAUGAUAUGUCAGUACUAGUACUAGCAGGUUCCACAGUUGGUGGAGGGUCUGCAAUAAAUUGGUCAGCCAGUAUCAAAACACCUAACCAUGUAUGCAAGGAGUGGUGCGAUCGGCAUGAGCUAGAACUGUUUGAAAGUAAAUUAUACAAAGAAGCAAUGGAUGCUGUGUGUGAGAAAAUGGGAGUCCAAUCUGAUUUUGACGACGAAGGAUUUAACAAUGCAGUACUAAGAAAAGGGUGUCAUGAAAUGGGGUAUCCUGUUAGUAACAUUCCUAGGAAUGCUCCACCAGAUCACUACUGUGGCUGGUGUUUUAUGGGAUGUAAGGAUGGAAAAAAGAAGGGUACAUUAGAGACAUGGCUUGUAGACAUGGUGAAAUCGGGUAAUGGAGCAAUUCUUCCUGGUUGUGAGGCUAUACAAAUUUUACAUGGAGAAAAGAAAGGAAGAGGCGGAAAAAUAGCAAAAGGAGUGGCUUUUGCAAUUGACAACAAGGGAAAAAAAGAAUUCUGUGUGGUGGAGUCUAAGGUCACAAUUGUAGCCUGUGGCGCACUAAGUACUCCACCGUUACUCAAAAGAAGCGGGUUGAAAAAUGAAAACAUAGGAAGGAACUUGCAUCUUCAUCCGGUGACAAUGGCUUGGGGAUACUUCCCUGAUGCACCUGAAUUGUGGCCAGAGGAACAUAAAAAAAGCUAUGAAGGAGGGAUUAUGACAGCAAUGUCUACAAUUGCCGCCGACUUUAACAAAUCUGGAUAUGGUGCGGUGAUCCAAACACCUUCAUUGCAUCCAGGCUUAUUCUCAAUUCUAAUGCCGUGGAAUUCUGGAACGCAAAUAAAAGAUCGAAUGCGCAAGUUUUCCAGGACAGCUCAUGUAUUUGCUUUGGCAAGGGAUCAAGGAUCAGGAACUGUGGUGGAGUCACCUAACCAUAUAAGUUAUCAAAUGAAAGAUGUAGACAAAGAUAACUUAAGCAAAGGAAUUGAGAAGGUGCUUAGAAUAUUAGCAGCAGCCGGAGCCGAAGAAAUUGGGACCCAUAAUAAUAAGGGAAGGAGCUUAAAGGUUAACGAAGUGAGCUAUCAUGAAUUUGAGAAAUUUGUUAAUGAAGAAAGCUCAAUGUCAUUUACUGACCUUUCGACACCAGUAUGCUCCGCACACCAGAUGGGAAGCUGUCGUAUGGGUAAUAACCCAAAGGAAUCGGUUGUGAACCAAAUGGGAGAAACAUGGGAAGUUGAGGGUCUUUAUCUUGCAGAUUCAAGUGUUUUUCCCACAGCUUUGGGUGUGAAUCCAAUGGUCACAAUUCAGGCAAUUGCAUAUUGCACGGCACAACAUGUUCUUGAAGUUCUCAAAAGGAAAAGAUGAAGAGGAGAGCAUUCAUGUUGUAAUGUGUAACAUCCCGAAUUUUUAUGCAAGAUAUUCCUUAAAA